AUGAGCGUGCUGUCGGAGGCGCAGCGCACUUGUGCGUCUCUCCAGUUCCUACUGCUGGACCAGGACUCGGACGGCUUCAUCGGCAGCCACGAGCUGGGGACCUACCUGCGUGCCAUCGGGCUCUACCCGGCGCAGAGCGACAUAGCAAGCUACAUCGCCCUUGUCGACCCGGAGGAGCAAGGACGUGUAUCCCAGGAGAGCGCGCUGGCGCUGUACGAGAAGCUCUACCCACAACGCACCACCCCCGAGGAGCUCUACGCGGCACUCAAGGUUUUGGACGACGACGCAGACGGCUACCUUACCACGACGCAGCUGCGGCACAUCCUUGUCAACCUCGGCGCUCGCAUCUCGCAGGAGGAUGCGGAAGAGAUACUGCGCGACGUGGAGAAGGACAGAGAGGGCAUGAUUAUGGUAGACGACAUCAUCCAACUGCUGAUGCCCACCGAGGGCGAGGAGUGCCUGUGA
Messenger RNA from Leishmania mexicana MHOM/GT/2001/U1103, 465 nucleotides. Its product is annotated as calmodulin-like protein. Lineage: Eukaryota; Euglenozoa; Kinetoplastea; Trypanosomatida; Trypanosomatidae. Bases 1 to 465 code for a protein of 154 amino acids. Gene Ontology annotation, molecular function: calcium ion binding. The transcript has a single exon. The record is from RefSeq and is a predicted model, not a curated record. Gene Ontology annotation, cellular component: myosin II complex.